Molecule: messenger RNA, 1447 nt
Organism: Toxoplasma gondii ME49
Lineage: Eukaryota; Apicomplexa; Conoidasida; Eucoccidiorida; Sarcocystidae
Exons: 2
Coding region: 155-1447 (430 amino acids)
Source: RefSeq, a predicted model, not a curated record
UACUCGAGACUUCUCUGCAUUUCAGUUAAGGAUACCUCCCUUCGUCGACAGUUGGCCCAGUGCAUGUCAAAUAUCCGUUUUUGUUGUAGGUCCGAGUUCUAGGAGCUCUGUACAAGCGCUGUGACACUGGUUUCUUAACUGGCUUCGCCGAUCUAUGUGGAACAAGGAUUCUGUGCGACUCGUUGCGUACUCGGUGGCACACACAGAGGUGAAACGCGGAGAGUCGACGCCAGGUGAAACCACGAACCCACCGGAGCGCAAGGUUCAUGAGAGGACUCCACACGAACAGACAGCAAGAAAUCGGACAGCAUCCUUUCCUUGGGCGAAUCACCACCCUGGCUUUGAGGCCACAGUUGCGUUUGUUCCUUCAACUGUUCCUGGCAGUGCCGAGGAACCGACGAUUUUCCCUCCAGAACUAUACCGUCGGCGGCGGCGUUUGGCCGGCGAGUCUUUCAUUUCAAGACAUCACGGCCUUUUUGAAUCCGCCACGGAAAACCAGAAGCCAACAGGUCCUCCGAAAGAACGUCGCCUGUCUUCAGAGUUCCACAACUGGAGCGACGAAGACGCAUUAGGCCAUUUGUUCAUGCAGGAAGGCGAUGGCCUGCCCCAUGAACUCUGGACAGCACAUUCCUAUGUCCCAGGUAGGCAACUCCACCCUUCCAGAGUGAACGGCGUGGCCAUCGACCGCGGCGCGCGAGAAAUUCUGGUGACGGAAACUCCCCAGACAGGCUGGAAAGUCCAGGGUUGGGAACCCGGCGACGAACUUUUAGAGAACCCGCUGCUCGUUCAGGAUAUUCUCGACGCUCUGAGCCCGGGGAGAAGCGUUGCCGAUGUGCCCAGUCGAUUGGAGCGGGGCAGUGACCGCCACGGAAAGCCUGGGAGUCACAUAAGGACCGAGGAAUUACAAUCUGGUGACGUCAGUGGAAACUCUGGAAAUUCAGAUUCAGCACCACCCGCUGCCUCUCGUGGUCCUUUUCCUAGUUACCUCCAGUUUGCCAAUGCCACUGCAUGUCCUCCAAGGACAGAGUCGGAAGACGUUGCCGGAGCGAGCCACGGGUUGUGCCCAGAGUGGCACGGAAUCGGACAGGUUCAACAAAAAAGCGACAUGGUUUCAGGAGACAGGCAGACAACGGUGGUUUACACGAUUCGCCCCCGCAGCAGCAUUCAACUUCCUCUGGAGGUUUCAAAGCAGGAGAUUUGGCACCCGAACACGGACAACAUGACGAUCGCCCUAGAAAUUAUGGUCGCCUGCCUCAGUGAAGGAUUUGCCCAGUUUCAGCUUCGAACCUCGAAGCCUAAACUAACAAUGGCAAGCGGGCUUGUUUCCGUUGAAAUCGACGCGGUGCACUCUGAGCCUAUAUUUAUGCCUUGUGAGUACACGCAGGAAGUUCAGUUGGCAGCGAGAGGCCGUUCUGAGGUCAAAGGGGAGAUUGUGCAGAAUUUAUAA